This is a messenger RNA of Aspergillus luchuensis, 759 nucleotides long. RefSeq names its product pre-mRNA-splicing factor ISY1 (gene ISY1). Bases 1 to 759 code for a protein of 252 amino acids. Lineage: Eukaryota; Fungi; Ascomycota; Eurotiomycetes; Eurotiales; Aspergillaceae. The transcript has 2 exons. Gene Ontology annotation, biological process: generation of catalytic spliceosome for second transesterification step; mRNA 3'-splice site recognition. The record is from RefSeq and is a predicted model, not a curated record. Gene Ontology annotation, cellular component: post-spliceosomal complex; post-mRNA release spliceosomal complex; Prp19 complex.
AUGGCGCGUAACAGCGAAAAAGCCCAAUCGAUGCUCUUCCGUUUCCGGGCCCAACAAGCCGCGGACCUCGGAAUCAUCGACAUCGGGCGCACGCGCCGCCCGAAAGCCAUCACGACCGUUGACUCGAUCCCGAUGUGCGAGAAAUGGCGCGGCCAAGUGCUGAAGGAAAUCUCACGCAAAGUUUCCCGGAUCCAGGAGCUCAGUCUAAGCGAUUACCAGAUCCGCGAUCUGAACGAUGAGAUCAACAAGCUUAUGAAGGAGAAGUGGACGUGGGAGAUGCAGAUUCGGAACCUGGGCGGGCCGAACUAUAUGCGAGGCUCCGGACGGGUGUUUGAUGAUGAUGGGAGGGAGAUACCGGGUGGUGGGAAGGGGUAUCGGUAUUUUGGACGAGCGAGAGAGUUGCCGGGUGUGAAGGAGAUGUUUGAGGCGGCGGCGAGACGCGGGAGGAGGCCGGCCGAGGAAGAGGAUGAAGAAGGUGGAAAGGGGAGAGGUGGUGAGAUUGCGACGAAGAAGGUCGAUGCUAAUUACUUUGGAUAUGGGUUGGAUGAGGAGGAUGGGACGCUUUUGGCGUAUGAGAGGCAGAAGGAGAAGGAGGCUGUUGAGAGAUUGCGCAGGAAGGAUGAGGAUGUUGAGGAUGGGUGGGAGCCGUUGCCUGGUGAUGCUGGCGAUGGGGUUGAGUGGAGGUUGCCUACACUUGAUGAGGUUCAGGAAGAGUUGGUUGAUCGACGGAGGAGGAGGUUGUUGGAUAAGAUCUCAUGA